AUGGAAUUGGCUGCGCGGCCGGUAUUCUGUGAGCUCAAGUCGGAUAAAUCGGCGGCACCGCUGCAGAUCCAGAAGCCGAAACUGGUGGAGCUGCCACAAACAGCCACCGACAAUGGGAAAAUUGUGCUGCAACCGAGACUGUGUACACUUAGAUCAUAUAGCGGUGAUCGCGCGGGGGUAAUCAAGGCCAAGAAUAUUGUUAACGGUGAUGAUCAAGUUUCAAAUUUUUUCGCGACCUUGUCUGAAUAUAUAGAGAGCUCGAAGAAGAGUCAGGACUUUGAGAUCAUUUCCGGUCGACUUGCCAUGAUGGUGUUUGCAGCAACAGUAAGCAUCGAGAUGGUGACUGGAAAUUCUGUUUUCAGAAAAAUGGAUUUGCAAGGUAUUGCGGAAGCUGCGGGGGUAUGUUUGGCGGCAGUGACGAGUGCGGCAAUUAUUGCAUGGUUUUCGAGUGCACGCAAAGGGGUAGGUCGGAUGUUUACCAUCCGUUGCAAUACGUUGAUCGACUUGCUCAUCGAUCAGAUCAUUGAUGGUUUAUUUUAUGAGAUCGAGCCACGUGAUUGGUCAGAUGAUCAAUUUUAG
This is a messenger RNA of Fraxinus pennsylvanica, 579 nucleotides long. The record is from the annotation of a GenBank genome assembly. Lineage: Eukaryota; Viridiplantae; Streptophyta; Magnoliopsida; Lamiales; Oleaceae.